Rhopalosiphum maidis (corn leaf aphid) is the source of this 459-nucleotide messenger RNA. RefSeq names its product histone H3. Gene Ontology annotation, cellular component: nucleosome. Gene Ontology annotation, molecular function: structural constituent of chromatin; DNA binding; protein heterodimerization activity. The record is from RefSeq and is a predicted model, not a curated record. The transcript has a single exon. Bases 17 to 427 code for a protein of 136 amino acids. NCBI's taxonomy places the organism in Eukaryota, Metazoa, Arthropoda, Insecta, Hemiptera, Aphididae.
UUCACCAAUUCUAACAAUGGCUCGUACCAAGCAAACCGCCCGCAAAUCUACCGGAGGAAAGGCUCCCAGGAAGCAGUUGGCCACCAAAGCCGCCCGUAAGAGCGCACCCGCCACCGGAGGAGUGAAAAAGCCACAUCGUUACCGUCCGGGUACAGUGGCUCUUCGUGAAAUCCGUCGUUACCAAAAGAGCACGGAAUUGUUGAUCCGCAAAUUGCCGUUCCAACGUCUGGUGCGUGAAAUCGCACAGGACUUCAAGACCGACUUGCGUUUCCAGAGCUCCGCCGUCAUGGCAUUGCAGGAAGCCAGCGAAGCCUAUUUGGUCGGUUUGUUCGAAGACACCAACUUGUGCGCCAUCCACGCCAAACGUGUCACGAUCAUGCCAAAGGACAUCCAACUGGCUCGUCGUAUCCGCGGUGAACGCGCUUAAUCGUCUUUUGAUGCUCAUAUACCACUUUAAAA